Molecule: messenger RNA, 2461 nt
Organism: Rosa chinensis
Lineage: Eukaryota; Viridiplantae; Streptophyta; Magnoliopsida; Rosales; Rosaceae
Product: plant-specific TFIIB-related protein 1
Exons: 4
Coding region: 105-1643 (512 amino acids)
Biological process (GO): DNA-templated transcription initiation; transcription preinitiation complex assembly
Cellular component (GO): nucleus; transcription preinitiation complex
Molecular function (GO): TBP-class protein binding
Source: RefSeq, a predicted model, not a curated record
AUUGUAUGCUUAAGUGUGGAGCUAUAUAAGUUGACCCCAAAAUAAGGGACGAUUCUGAUUUCUGAAGAAGAGAUUGCCGCAGUAGCGAGCAAACGAGAAGUAAAAUGAAGUGCCCGUACUGCUCGGCCGGACAAGGCCGUUGUGCGACAACGACCUCCCGUCGUUCAAUCACGGAGUGCACCUCCUGCGGGCGCGUGGUGGAAGAGCGCCAAACCCAAUUCCACCACCUCUUCCACCUACGCGCCCAAGACAACCCUCUCUGCCUCGUCACCUCCGACCUCCCAACCCCUCCUCCGCCACCCCAAAGCGACGACGUCGAAGACCCGUUCGAGCCCACGGGAUUCAUCACCGCCUUCUCCACCUGGUCCCUCGAGCCCAGCCCACUCUACCUCCGCUCCUCCCUCUCCUUCUCCGGCCACCUCGCGGAGCUCGAGCGCGUGCUCGAACUGUCCUCCGCCUCCGCCACCUCCUCCACCGUCGUGGUCGACAAUCUCAGGGCGUAUAUGCAGAUCAUCGACGUGGCUUCGAUUUUGGGAUUGGAUUAUGACAUUUCGGACCACGCGUUUCAGUUGUUCAGGGAUUGUUGCUCCACUACUUGCUUGAGGAAUCGGAGCGUUGAAGCCCUAGCUACUGCUGCUCUCGUCCAGGCCAUUAGGGAGGCCCAAGAACCCAGAACCCUUCAGGAGAUCUCAAUUGCAGCUAAUGUAGCGCAGAAGGAAAUUGGUAAGUACAUCAAGAUACUUGGAGAAGCGCUUCAACUAAGUCAGCCUAUCAACAGCAAUUCCAUAUCGGUCCAUAUGCCGAGGUUUUGCACUCUCCUCCAGCUAAAUACGUCUGCUCAGAAACUGGCAACUCAUAUUGGAGAGGUUGUUAUCAACAAAUGCUUCUGCACUCGCAGAAACCCCAUUAGCAUCUCUGCGGCUGCUAUAUAUUUAGCCUGCCAGCUUGAAGACAAGCGAAAAACUCAGGCAGAGAUUUGUAAGGUGACUGGUCUUACCGAAGUCACUCUCCGGAAAGUCUACAAGGAACUCUUGGAAAAUUGGGAUGAUUUACUCCCAUCUAAUUAUACUCCGGCUGUUCCUCCAGAAAGAGCAUUUCCUACUACUGUAAUCGCUUCAGGACGAUCUUCAGCACCGAAAGCUGAUUUACCUGAACUACCAGUUUUUUUGAACAGAGAGAGGCAGCCGGAGAUAAAACCUGACAAACCAGAGGGAUUAGAUAUGAACGUUGAGCCAACCGAAGAAGAGGAUUUUGACAGUAGAGUUAAUUCUCGAGUUGCACAGUCAACAGUGGUGAACCUUUCAACACUUUUGUGGCAAUCCCAGGUUCCAUUUGGUACUUCUGGAAGUGCAGCAGUACUGAAGUCACAGAAUAUUGCCGUAGCAAUGGACAUGGAUACGCCACAGUGUAACCAACACCUCGAGCACAAGUUGGACAAGGACACCAAGGGUUCUACUGGUAAUCGAAAUCCAACUUCAAGUUCGAGUUCACUUGCCAGGCAGUUUCGAUACCCACCUUCCUCAGGUUCCUCUCCAAAUGUUCAAUAUUCGCUUCCUCCAAAGCUUGGACCAGGUUAUACUGAGCUCAGAGGUAGCAGGGGUCAAAAUGGAAGUGAAAAUUCCAAACAGAGUGGGGAUGCCUGAGUGGUACAAGUGAUUCUUAUGUUGUAUAUAAGCCUAGGACGUGACACAUUAUUAGCUUCAUGAUCAAUUAAAUUUUUCCGUAAUUCGGUGCCAAAUCCAAGCACUACUUGAAACAACGGCGCGUCGUCUGAAAGAUGCUACCACCAAAAUAGUGUCGUAGUCAUGGAUCGUCCGUCAUGCUGUCAUGCAUAAUGCAUAAGGUAAGCAUCAUGGCAAUCUCGUAAUUAUUUCAAAUCACAAGGGCAUAUAUUUAAUUCUUCCCGAUAUUUACACCACAGUGACGUGUCUUUCAUGCGCGUCCGAAAUCUUCUCUCUCCUAACCUCCCCCCCGCUCUCUCUCUCUCUUCCUCUACAAACAAACACAACAAGCUGCAAUGUGGACCGUCGAAUACAUCCACGUCAUCGAUCCACGCCUUCCUAAUCCGACGGUUCAUAAUGGCGCAAUAAUGCUAAUUGUCUAGGUAGGUUCAGCUCCCCGAACCCUAGCCACGCGAGCCCCCUUCUCUUAGAGGUUUAUCCCGACUCGCCCACUCGCCCAAUACGAAGAGGAGAGAGAAAAUUAGAAAGAGGGGAAGGAGGAGGAAAACAAAAAAAAAUUUAGGGCCCUUUUUUGCCUCUCUUCCUUUUGCUAUUUGCUCCUGAAGCAUCUCCAUCUCCAGCUUGCAGAAGAGAGUCCGUACAUCUCAAAAAUUAGGGUUUUACAGAAAGAGAGGGGGGGGUUUCAAUUCGGUGUCGUUUUGAUCUUUCAAUUAGGAUUUUGGGGCUAAAACUAGGGUUCAGAGUCUUUCUGUGAGGUUUGGUUUUGUUGUGAAUCUAUU